Molecule: messenger RNA, 1998 nt
Organism: Nelumbo nucifera (sacred lotus)
Lineage: Eukaryota; Viridiplantae; Streptophyta; Magnoliopsida; Proteales; Nelumbonaceae
Product: protein ABIL3-like
Source: RefSeq, a predicted model, not a curated record
GUAUCGGAGUCCGGAUCCCCCCAGCUCGCCAGCCCCCAGGGCCCAGACCCAGAGGCACAUUGCAACUGUUUUGCUUCCAAGAGAAGGUUGAAUCCUUUAUUAUUAGUGUGAGCCCGAGGGAGUGAUCCGGAUUGCCUUCUUCAAUCUUCACCUCAAACACAACCGAAGCAGACUUAUCUCUAGUCUGUAAUUUCAUUUUUAUUUUUAUCUUUUUUGUAUUUGCGAAAAUAGAAACCAAUGAAAUCUAUCUCCAUCACCUGAAGCUCAUAAGCUCUGGCUCUGGUUCUUUAACCGUUCGGUUUCACCUUUAAGGCCGUUGUUUUUGAAUGUUAAAAUUGAUUUUAGGUUGUUUCUCUUUUGUUUUUCUGGUCCCUCUUUCACCCCUUUUCUCUUUGCGGCUUCGAAGAAUAUCAACACAAAUAAAUUAGUAAACGGGCUUCCUUGGAUUGGUUGCAGAAAGAGCAAACCUGGCUUUCAUCUUCUUCUCUUCCUCUUCUUUGGCUUCCUUUUCAUUUUCUGCUGGUGCUGAGGCUGUUGGUUCGUAGGAAACGAGCUGUUUUGACUCUACUUUCAACACCAGAACAACGUCAUUUGCUAGUCAUUUUGGAUUUGCGAUUCAAUGUCUUCGGGGAGAAUUGGGUUCUCGAUUGUGCUUGCGGAGAAAAGAUUCAAAAUUUUCGAUUUAGGGAUGGGUUUUUAACAUUUGAUGCCAUUGCUUCUUGAGCUUCACGGGCAGAGUGGUUUUGAAUGCGAAAUAGGUCUUUGAUUCUUGUUGCGGAAGUGGGACACCAAGUUCCCAUCAUAUCUCGAUGGAAACCAUGUCUUCGUCUUCUUCACUGUCUGUUGCUCAGGAGGCUUCCACUUAUGAUGAGUUGUCCAUGCAGCAAAGCUUGCUCUUCUCAGACAGUCUCAAGGACUUGAAGAAUCUAAGAACACAGUUGUAUUCGGCAGCAGAGUACUUUGAACUAUCAUAUACCAAUGAUGACCAAAAACAAAUAGUGGUAGAAACCUUGAAAGAUUAUGCCAUUAAAGCCCUUGUUAACACUGUGGACCAUCUGGGCUCCGUGACUUACAAGGUUAAUGGUCUCUUGGAUGAGAAGGUUGUUGAGGUUUCAGGAACUGAACUUCGGGUUUCUUGCAUCGAACAGCGACUGAGAUCAUGCCAAGAUUAUACCGAUCAUCAGGGCCGGGCACAACAAUCAUUGGUGAUAAUGACUCCAAAGUACCAUAAGCGGUACAUCUUGCCAGUUGGAGAAACAAUGUGUGGCUCAGGUCACACUGUAAUGAAAUAUCAAGGGUGCAAUCUAGAUGAUGAAGACAACUGGCAUCAAUUUAAGAAUGCUGUUCGAGCAACCAUUAGAGAAACACCGAGAUCUUCUGUUAGAAAGGGACGCUCCCCGUCACCUUCUCCACGGCUUUCUCAGCGACCAGGAACCUUUUCCUUUACAGAGAAACGAACACUAUCACCAUAUCGUCCUUCAUUUCCACUUCUACGUUCUGGAUCAGUCUCAAGUAGGCCAACUACACCUGUCUCAAGUAGGCCAAGCACACCUGUCUCAAGACAGCGGUACCCUUCGGAGCCUCGGAAAUCUGCUUCAAUGCGUCUUCAUGCUGAAAAGGAAAGCCCAAAAGACAUUGAACAAUAUCCUAGCAAAAGUAAACGGCUUCUUAAAGCAUUGCUUAGCCGGCGCAAGUCCAAAAAAGAUGAUACGUUGUAUACUUACCUGGAUGAAUACUAGCAGAGAAAGACAUAGAAAUCGAUUCAGAGGAGCAUGGAAGGGAGUAGAGAAAUUACCAUUAAUCUGCUUUGUAGUUUUUCCUUCAUUCUAUUUUGCACCCCAAUUUGUAGUUUGUUCUUGUUUCCAGGCAGCUGAUAAUGCUAUCAUUUAUUAUGGAUAUAUUUUUUUGAUACCAUUAAAAUGUAUUUUAUCAUUGACACUAUAUGCUAAAUUGUUAUGUCACUUUUUGUAAAUCCUACAGGCAACUUGAUUCGUCCUA